AUGCCUGAUGCAGUCCUCGACGAUAUCUCACAUCGACGAUUCAACCCAUUGAAAAAUGCCUGGGUGCUUGUGUCGCCACACAGAACCAAAAGGCCAUGGCAAGGCCAGCAAGAAUCGCCCUCCUUAACAACGUUACCCGAUCACGAUCCCUCAUGUUACCUUUGUCCUAAGAAUAAGCGGGCCCAAGGAGACGUCAACCCAGAUUAUGAGUCGACUUUCGUCUUCGUCAAUGAUUACAGUGCCGUCAAGGGAGACCAGGCGCCAUAUGAAGUGGCAGAAGAUGAAAAUAGCCUCGCAACCUCCCUGCUUCGCGCGGAACCUGUCACCGGAAAAUGCUACGUUGUCACUUUCUCCCCCCGACACAACCUGACGCUCGCGGACCUUGAAUCUGCUCAGAUUUCAGUCGUCAUAGACACAUGGACACAGAUCUAUAACGCGCACUUGCCCGCCAAUUCUCCUCUCACUGAAAAAGCAAGCUCCAGACCUUCCCAGCCAUUAAUACCAGGUUUCACCCUCCCAAAGUCGAAUGCCCAAUAUCGCUAUAUGCAGAUCUUCGAGAACAAGGGUGCUGCAAUGGGUUGUUCAAAUCCCCACCCCCACGGUCAGAUAUGGACAGUCACAGGGUUACCAGAAGAACCCGCCGCAGAAUUGGAAAACUUGCAGAAAUAUCGCACUGAACACAGCGGGAGGCACAUGCUACAAGACUAUGCAAGACUCGAAACUGAGAAAGGAGAGCGCAUCAUCUUUGAAAACGACUCAUUCAUAGUACUCUGUCCCUGGUGGGCAAUUUGGCCGUACGAAACAAUGAUCGUCCCUCUUCAACACGUUCGAGCUCUACCUGACCUAAGUGUGCAGCAAAGGAAACACCUGGCAGAUGCCCUGUCAAAUAUCACGCGACGCUACGACAAUUUAUUUGAAACACAUUUUCCAUACUCGAUGGGCAUACACCAAGCUCCACUCGAAGGCAGUGACGAGGAAAUUAGAAGCAGCUAUUUCCACAUUCAUUUCUACCCACCACUUUUACGAAGCGCGACUGUCAAGAAGUUUUUAGUCGGGUAUGAACUAAUGGCUGAACCGCAAAGGGAUAUCACUCCUGAGCAGGCUGCUAAGGCUCUGCGUCAUUGUAGUGGGAGUCUGUAUAGGAGUAAUUUAUUCUGA
Bacidia gigantensis is the source of this 1158-nucleotide messenger RNA. RefSeq names its product galactose-1-phosphate uridyl transferase (gene GAL7). Gene Ontology annotation, cellular component: cytoplasm. The record is from RefSeq and is a predicted model, not a curated record. Gene Ontology annotation, biological process: beta-D-galactose catabolic process via UDP-galactose, Leloir pathway. Lineage: Eukaryota; Fungi; Ascomycota; Lecanoromycetes; Lecanorales; Ramalinaceae. The transcript has 3 exons. Bases 1 to 1158 code for a protein of 385 amino acids. Gene Ontology annotation, molecular function: UDP-glucose:hexose-1-phosphate uridylyltransferase activity; zinc ion binding.